AUGGCAACCAUCACCUGCACCCGCUUCAGCGAGGAAUAUCAGCUCUUUGAAGAACUGGGCAAAGGUGCCUUCUCAAUCGUCCGGAGAUGCGUGAAGGUGCUGGCGGGACAGGAGUACGCAGCCAAGAUCAUAAACACCAAGAAGCUCACUGCCAGAGAUCACCAGAAGCUGGAGCGAGAGGCUCGGAUCUGCCGUCUUCUGAAGCAUCCAAACAUAGUGAGGCUGCAUGACAGCAUCUCCGAGGAAGGCCACCACUACCUGAUAUUUGACCUUGUCACGGGUGGGGAGCUGUUCGAGGACAUUGUGGCCAGAGAAUACUACAGUGAAGCAGAUGCCAGUCACUGCAUUCAGCAGAUCCUGGAAGCUGUUCUGCAUUGCCACCAGAUGGGCGUGGUGCACCGGGACCUAAAGCCGGAGAACCUGCUGCUGGCAUCCAAACUGAAGGGAGCUGCGGUCAAGCUGGCAGACUUCGGCCUAGCCAUUGAGGUGGAAGCGGAUCAGCAGGCUUGGUUUGGUUUCGCAGGCACACCAGGGUACCUUUCUCCAGAAGUGCUCCGGAAGGAUCCCUAUGGCAAAGCUGUGGACCUCUGGGCGUGUGGAGUCAUUCUCUAUAUUCUGUUGGUUGGGUAUCCUCCCUUUUGGGAUGAGGAUCAACACCGACUCUACCAGCAGAUCAAAGCCGGAGCCUAUGAUUUCCCUUCACCCGAGUGGGAUACCGUCACUCCUGAAGCAAAAGACCUCAUCAACAAGAUGUUAACGAUCAACCCAUCCAAGCGUAUCACAGCAGCAGAGGCUCUGAAGCAUCCAUGGAUAUCGCACCGCUCCACUGUGGCGUCAUGCAUGCACAGACAAGAGACAGUGGACUGCCUGAAGAAGUUCAACGCCAGAAGAAAGCUAAAGGGAGCGAUUCUCACUACGAUGCUGGCAACCCGGAAUUUCUCUGGAGGGAAAAGCGGAGGCAACAAGAAGAAUGACGGCGUGAAGAAAAGAAAGUCCAGUUCCAGCGUUCAGUUAAUGGAGUCUUCGGAGAGCACUAACACCACCAUUGAAGAUGAAGACACCAAAGUACGAAAACAAGAAAUUAUUAAAGUAACAGAGCAACUGAUCGAAGCAAUAAGCAAUGGAGACUUUGAGUCCUACACGAAGAUGUGUGAUCCUGGAAUGACUGCCUUUGAGCCCGAGGCCUUGGGGAACCUGGUGGAAGGACUGGAGUUCCAUCGAUUCUACUUUGAAAACUUGUGGUCCAGGAACAGCAAGCCAGUGCACACCACCAUCCUGAACCCGCACAUCCACCUGAUGGGAGAUGAGUCGGCCUGCAUCGCCUAUAUCCGCAUCACACAGUACGUCGAUGCAGGCGGCAUCCCACGCACUGCCCAGUCUGAGGAGACCCGCAUCUGGCACCGCCGGGAUGGCAAAUGGCAAAUCGUUCACUUCCACAGAUCUGGAGCACCUUCCGUUCUACCGCAGUAA
Messenger RNA from Emys orbicularis (European pond turtle), 1470 nucleotides. RefSeq names its product calcium/calmodulin dependent protein kinase II alpha (gene CAMK2A). The transcript is spliced from 18 exons. Lineage: Eukaryota; Metazoa; Chordata; Testudines; Emydidae. Gene Ontology annotation, biological process: protein phosphorylation. The record is from RefSeq and is a predicted model, not a curated record. Gene Ontology annotation, molecular function: ATP binding; calcium/calmodulin-dependent protein kinase activity; calmodulin binding. Bases 1 to 1470 code for a protein of 489 amino acids.